Messenger RNA from Ahaetulla prasina, 10690 nucleotides. RefSeq lists its product as uncharacterized. The record is from RefSeq and is a predicted model, not a curated record. NCBI's taxonomy places the organism in Eukaryota, Metazoa, Chordata, Lepidosauria, Squamata, Colubridae. The transcript has 2 exons. The coding region runs from base 7563 to 8474 and encodes 303 amino acids.
CGGACCUUCCGUCGUGAGCUAAAAACAUACUUAUUUCUCAAGCAGGACUGGCAUAAAUAGUUGAUUUUAAAUUGGGGUUUUAGAGAUUUUAAAUAUUUGUAAAUUUUUUAAAUUAUCGGCCAUUUAUUAAUAGUUUCUUUUAAUUUCUUUUAAUUGUAUAUACUCUGUAUUUUAUUUCGGCUGUACACCGCCCUGAGUCCUUCGGGAGAAGGGCGGUAUAAAAAUCUAAUAAAAUAAAAAUAAAAUAAAAUAAAUAAAUAAGAAAUGGGUUUAUUCCCAUUGGAACACAAUACAAGAAUUAACAAUACCAUUCCAUCUACUAAUAGUUAAACAACUGCUCCACAAUAUUUUGGUACAAAAUUUAAAAGUAAUGGCAACUAGGAACACUUCUGUCAAAAGAUUCAGAUGGUGAAUGAGAAAUAUUUUAAAUUUUGAAAAUAUAUAAAGGCCAAAAAAACCACUAAUCAAAUUUAGCAAAGGAAAAGAAUGAAAACUUGAUACAUAAUUGUAGCAUUUAAUUAUCAUAAUAUCAUAGAGCUAGGAAUUUUGGAAGUCUUUCUAUCAAAUCCCAUGUUCAGGGCACGAUCCACUUGAGCAAUAUUUUUCAACCUUGGCUCAGCCCCAUGACUAGGGACUUCUGGGAGUUGAAGUCUACACAUCUUAACAUUGCCAAGGUUGAGAAAUACUAUUUUAGAUCAUAUUUUGACAAUGACCAUCCAUACUGAAGCCUUUCGGUGAAGGAGAACUUACGACUUUCUGCGGCAGCUAGUUCUGCUAACUGAUAGGUCAAUCAGGACAUUCUUUCUAAUGUAAAACUUGAAUCUGUUUCCUUGUAGACUUAAUUUUGAGUCCUGGUUUUGCCCUUAACGGUAGUGUUUCUCAAUCUUGGUAAGUUUAUGAUAUCUGGACGUUAUCUCCCAGAAUUCCCCAGCCAUUGAAUUGAAGUUCACACAUAAAGCUGCCAAGAUUGAGAAACACUGCUUUAGAGCAGUAUAUGAUAAGUGUCAGGGUUCCAAGUGAUACCCCCAAUGAAAGAAAACUCUGAGGCUAGAAGUUUUUCAAAGUUCCAUUUUAUUAGAGAUAUCAUAUUGGCACAUCUUGGAAAGCCCGAAUCUGAAAGCUUCCAGGUUUUCCCCAUCCUAAAGAAAGUCCAAGUCCAUUCCCCUGCACCCAUAUGUCCAUGGUCCAAUCAAUGCACUGUCCCAACUGGAGAUGUCUCCCAGUCACGCUACUCCAGGUGCAGGGCAGAAUGUUCUUGACUCUCAGAGAAAAGAAUGUUGUUAGAUAUCUCCCCAAUUCCAUACAAUCCCUCCCUCCAGUUUUCCACAGCAUUAAAUGUGGCAGCCCUGAAGAUCCAAAGAAAAAGAUGGCUUCCAGGACUGACAAUACUUCUUCAAUGUGACAACUCUCCUGAUAUUUAAAGACUGUAAACAUAUCUUACCUCAGUCACCUUUUAUGUAGGCUGAAUGUAUGGAGACUGAACUUUCCACACAAGCUUUGUUUUGGGGUCUCUUACUCUCCUCUGAAUCUGCAUCAUUUUGUCACUGUUCUUUUGAAAUUGGAACCAAGAACUGAAUAUUUUAUUGCAGGUGAGAUUUGACCACAACAGUGUGAAAUGGAAUAUUGUACUUUCUUCCCAUAGUCUGAACUGUAGGUUCCUAGUAACAUAUCCCAAAAUAGCUUUGCCUUUUAAGCAGUUGCAUCACAUUGAUGAUUCAUGUUUAACCUGUGGUCAACAAGAUCUGUUUCAGAUGUUCUACUACCAAGUGAGGUCUCCCCCAUCCUAUACUUGUACCUUGUACCUACUCUAAUGUAGAAUUUGCUAUAGAAUUUUAUCUUAUUCAUUUCAGCUGCUCAAGCCCAUCUAAAUAUUUCUAAAAUGUUUUCUCUAAAAUAUUACCACCCCAAGCCCCAGAUUUAUAUCAGCUAUAAACUUCAUAACUGUUAUCUCACCUCCAUCAUCCAAAUAAUUGAUUAAUAUUUAACAGCAUAGUAUUUUGUCACAUUCUGCUUGUUAUCUUUCUCUAAGUUGAAGUGGAGCCAUGAACAAACCCUCUGACCCUGUAUGCCAUACACUAAAGAAAGAAAGAAAUUAAUUAAAGAAUAUAUCAGAGACUUGUUGAAAGGUAUUCUGAAAUUCAGGUACAAUGCAUCUACAGUGGGGUACCCCAAAGUAUCAAGUAUUGAUCCUCAAGGGUUGAUGGGACAAUUCAAGGGGCCAUUAUGGAUUGUCACACAGUCAACCAGAUUGUUUAAACUGGAUUUGACCAGUUUUUCCCAUCUAUUGAGUCCUUCCCCAAAGACCUGGGAAAGGCAGAUGUUGGUUAUUAAUAUUAGAGGUAUUGUCCAGAAUGUAAGCUGCUCCAACAGUGGCACAUUCGUCCAGUCCAAAUUCCACUGCAAAAACUUGGCUAUAUAUUGGGACAGUGUUGAGCAGCAAUUCCAUUGCAUGUUGUUUUUCCAUACACUUUAGAUUGUCCAUGUAGAGGAAGUGAGAUAGCUUGGUAGAUAUUUUUGUUGUUUGAUAGCCCUGGCCUGACUUGUUCAGUAAUGUUGACAGAGGAAUCAACGCAAUAACAAACAGUAGUUGUGAUAGUGAGUGUCCUUGAAAGAUACUUCUCUUGAUGUUAACUUCUAUCAGUCUAUCACCACUGACCAGCAACUAUGUUUUCCACUGUGCCAUUGAUCUGUGCACAAAGCUUCUGAUGUUUCUCCUGACUCCUGUUAUUUCUAGGCACUUCAUUAUCCAGUCAUGUGGCAUGGUGUCAAAUGACUUUUAAUCAAACCAAGCCACAUUCAAAUUGGUUUUCCUUCUCUUACAGUUUUCAAAAUCAUCUUGUCAGUUAGGAGCUGAUCAUUUGUCCCUUUGCUGUUUGGGUAGUUUUCUUUCUGCACCAAUGAAAGAUGCCUAUUAGGGUUGGUCACACAAUCAGCCUUGUAGUACUUGUAGCACUAUAGGUUCAUGUAUUUAUUUUAAAAUUUCAUAUAAUAUAUAGAGGUUAAUGAACAAUCUGAAAGUUCAUGAUCAAUGAGCUGAAGAAUUUAGGGACCCUUUGUCUACAGCAUUCCCUAAUCUAUUUUGCUAGUAACUCUAUCAAAAGAGAAAGUUUUAGUUUAAGUUUAGUCAGGCAUGAAUUUUGGGAACAAACCCAUGAUGAGCAGUGUUCCAAUAUUUGAGGUCACCGUCAGAGAGGGGAGGGGUUCAAACUGUUUUCCAAAGCACCUGAAGGUCAGACAAGGAAUAAUGGAUGGAAACUGAUCAAGAAGAGAUUCAACCUAGAAAUAAGGAGAAAUUUUCUGACAGUGAGAAAAAUCAACCAAAGGAACAGCUUGCCUUCAGAAGUUGUGGGAGCUUCAUCAUGGAGGCUUUCAAGAAGAGACUGGGCUGCCAUUAAUCAGAAAUGAUGUAGCGUCUCCUGCUUGGGUGGCGGGUUGGACUAGAUGACCUACAAGGUCCCUUCCAACUCUGUUAAUCUGUUAUCUGUUAACUGUAGCUUGCCCAUCCAAGUGCUCACAGACAGGAUUGUUGAAAAUUGGACCCAAUAUUAUAUUCUUGAUAAUAUGUUCAAGGACCCUGCCUGAUAUAAGUAUCAAGCUAACAGGUCUAUAGUUUCCUGGGUUCUCCUUCUUACCCUUUGUUUAGGUGAGGACACGUCUAUCCACCAGUCUUCUAUGACCCUGCUAGUCCUCUAGAAAUUUUCAAAGACUAUCAUCCGUAGCUUUGUGAUCACUUCUAUUGGUUCCUUCUGUAUUAUCUGUAAUCUAUCUGGCCUUGAAGUUAUUUAAAUUAGCUAAGUUCCCUCCUACUUUCUCCUUGUCUAUAGUAAGCUACGGCUCCUGUCUUUACCCAGUGGCAUAAUAGGUUAGGUUUCUAUUUUUCUUUUGAAAAAACACACAUACAAAAUAGGAGUUAAUUAGUUCAGCCUUUUCACUAUUCCAUUUGCCACUUUUUGCUUACAAUGGAAUUCUUCCCUCUUUGGCUAAUUUUUGUUUCUAAUGAACCAAAUAAUUAUUUUGUUGUUUUUGGCAUCUUUCAUGAACCUCAGCUCAUUCUGAGCGUUAGUUUUUCUAAUUCCUUUUUGGAAGUAACACUGUAUUUUUAUUUAAGUGUGCUUUUGUGUUUCCAUUUCCCAUAUGUGUUUCUUUUCAGCUUUUUGGAGAACUUUGCAUAUAUCAGUGUUGGUACAUUUCUCUUAUUUUUCCUUAUGAGAAUUGUUAGUGAUUGCUCCUUUGGUAUCUCAUUUCACAGAGCUCCCCAUUCCUUCUGGACACUUUUCUCUUUCAAGAUUUUAAGAUACUGAAUGCUAUUGACCUUGUCUUAGAUCAUCAGACUCCAUUCUUCUAAAACCCAGGAUGCAGAUCUGCUUCCUUUCAAAUUCUGCUCCUCUAGAUUUCACAGAUUCAAAGACCGAAUUAUUGGUUCACUCAAGAUAUUUCACUGUUUCAAUCAAUUCCUUUUUAUGGGGCAGGAUAAGAUUCAGGAUAGCAAACCUUCUUGUUCUUUCUUUCCACCUUGUGACAAAUAAAAUUGUGAACAAGAAGAGACAAGACUUUUUGAAUAAAAUGUAGCUUUCCAGUGCUGUAUGCCAAAUAUGAGACUUUAUCCAACUUACAGUGAUGUUGAUUACAGCAUAUUUGCCUUCAUGAGUUAGGAUCUCUAGUUUAUGUUGUUUAUUUCUUAUACUCUAUGUAUUGCUGAAGAAACACCUGAAAUUUUGAGUUACUUCUCUUGGCUCUAAUUCAGCGGUCCCCAGCCUUUGCAGCCUGGUGGCCUGGGUGCGGGGGAGAGGGGAAGUCGGUCACACAAACAGUGGGCUGGCACAGACAUGCACAGCUCAACUUGCACACGCAGAAGCCCAGCAUGUGGGCAUACACUCAUGCAGCUCACCUUGCAUAGCACACCAGCCUGCCACUCAUGCAAGUUGAGCUCCAUGCACAUGGUCAUGUGUGCCCGCCCAUCGCUCACGUGACCCACUUCUCUCUCUCUCUCUCUCUCUCUCUCUCUCUCUCUCUCACACACACACACACACACACACACACACACACACACACACACUGAUUGGGCCACCAGUUUGCAAAGGUUGGGGUCUGCUGAAUUAGAUCAUGUUAUUUUUAGGAAAAUUGACAGCUCUCUUAAAGUGAAAAUGUCAAGUUUAUGGCUUAUAUAAAAGAAGUUCAGUUAUUAGAGUGCACAGCUUUCAACUCCAUUUUAGUAUGCCAUGAAUUAGCUUUUUGAACAUUAAUAAUUUAGUGGUUAUUUUAAAUCACUAUAUCAUCAUUGUUGCAUCUAAUUUUUUUCUAGUGUAAGCAUUGAAUAACCUUAAUUUAUAUACAUCUCAUAAAAAAGUAAAAUAGUGUUAUGUACUAGGGACCACCUUGGUGGGAAGGUAACAGCGUUCCAUGAGCCUUUGGCAUUUAGUCAUGCAAUCACAUGACCAUGGAAUUAUCAUCAGACGGUGCUGGUUCUUCGGCUUAGAAAUGGAGAUGAACACCACCCCCUACAGUUGGGAAUGACUAAGUGUUCAUGUGACACAGCUGCCUAUGUGUAUUACAUUGACCAGAAGCCAAGCUUCCAUUAGAGAAUCAUGGUAAGCUGACAUUCUCCAUAGUGGUAGAGACAGCAGCCAGGAAGGGGUUGUUCAGUUGAAGGACUGAGUCUGUCAGAGUUGUUAAGUCCCGCCCUUGUUGCUAGGGGCUUCCAGCUUUUGACUCAGUCCUUCAGACUGGACGGACGUGUCAGAUUGCGUCUCUUCACAUUCCUGGCUACUUCUCCAUCUUUCCAUUUCAUUGAGCAUAAUUACUGAUUCACAGUUUCAUUCUUUGUGAGUACAGAACAGCUGACUCCCAACUGUGGUAGAGUCGCUGUUGUUUUUUCCUCAACGACUGAGCUUCGGCUCAGCCGUUGUUAGGGGAAUCACAGCUCCUUGACAUUUCACAUGUGGCUAAUUUUACCUGAGCUCUCCAUUGAUCUGUCACUUUUCUGGAGUAGCAGUGGAGCUCUCGCUAUGUGGGAACUGUAAUAAUUUUACAGGAGUCUAGCGCUCCACUUCCUUUAUCUGUGGCUGACAGGAGUUUUGCGCUCCCAAACAGGCGGGGUGGGCGGCCAUUUUCUCUAAUAUCCUCGGCACGCCGGACAUUUUAAAUUCAGCUAACCUUGAACUCUGUGGCCCACUUGCCUCUCAGGUGAAAGCCCAGACGUUCCCUCACAUUAGCAGCUGUGGUUGAGCUCUCCCUGGCACUGGGACUAAAUCGUCAGGAUUCUGCUCCAUGGCAGAAUGGCUGAAUUGCCAUUUUCCAAGGCAAUGUGAUCUUUGCAGCCGGGCCAACCUUAUCAGGAGCGUUGCAUUCCAUUAACACCCAACCGCUGAUUCAGGAGCUUCGCACUCCAUUACAGCUCACGCCACCUCACUCAGGAGCUUCCCGCUCCACGGCCAUCUGCUCACUUGUCUCAGGAGUCUAGCGCUCCAGAAUUGUCAGAGCCUCUGAAAUUUGUAAUUUCCACUCCCUUGCCAGCUGGGCUCACAUUUCAGGAGCCUUGCACUCCAUUACCAUCCGGACCGUCCCUUGAGUCUUCACACUUAAAUUGUCUGCCAGGCAGCGCCACGCUAAUGAAGCUACUUAUCUCCCUCUCUACUAAUUAACUUAGGGCUUUGCUGACAGGGAGCCCAGACUCUAAACUUUGGGCAGACGGCGCUUUACACCCACAUCAGCAGCACUGCUGUGGCUAAGUGAGGCCUCCUUUUACUGAUUUAGUUGCGUACAACAAUUUUGGACAGUUUCCAGAUGGUCGUGAGUUGAUCGGAGGUUCAGAGGCCAAUUGGUUGGUUUCUGGGUCAGUCAGCAUAGGAAGAUGCCAAAGCCACUGUGCAAAUCCAAAAGAGGCAGGAAGGCCAAAGCAGCUGCAAUGGCCACCAUGGCAGCUGACUUGGAGGCCAUGUUCAAAGUACAGUACGGUUCCCGAUCUCAGCACAAAGCUAGUCACCUUAGCAAGGCUUCCCUGCAGGAUGAGCAGCACAGGGAUAAGGCACUGCAAAAGAUCUGCAUUGAUGCCAGUAAAAAAAGGGAUUCUGAACUAGCUUCCGGGGAAUAUCCCGGUAGGUCGGCUGACCUAGUGCCAGACCAAUGGUCACCGGGGGCGACUCCUGACCAGAUAUCCCUCCGGAACUGCCCCUUUACCACUUCACCCUCGGGUUGUGGGGACCUUCAUUAGCCUCACUGGACCAGCCUACCUGUGGCGAACCUUCCUUCCAGGACCCCAUGCAGGUUCCUCAUGUUACUGUCAUCCCUCCAGAUGCCGAUUUCGGGAUCGGGGAUUCCCCUUUCCAGAUAAUCUGCAAGACAUAAUCUCAAGGUCAAUACAGCAGACCCUUUCUUCCGGUUUCCAACAGCUGGGCCAGGCAUUUUCUGAGGCAUCGGUCACAUCAGACUUGUAUAUUGACCCUUGCCUGGAUGAGUUCCCAUCCUUUCGAGAUCUGGGAUCCCCAGCUCCUUCUCAUGGGAGCCUUCCAUUGCUCUUUGAGAAAAUUGAGCACAAGGAACCAGACCUUUCAAAUGAUGAAGGCAUGUCGCUUGAGCAGCCUGCCUUUACCAGCCUCUUCCCACCGGUAAUUUUCAAAUCAUUGUUGUUUAAGGCCACCAAUGCAGUUCGUUUGGGUUCUUCCCUGGAUGGGGAUGCCCCUCAGACUUCCCGUGCGUGGCUCAGGAAUACAAUAAAAUCGGGUUUAUCCUUGGAAUUUCUCUCCACCACCACCACCCUGAAGGUUUUUCUCUGCUGCUCAGUAUCAAAAGAUAAGAACAAGAGGGCCCUCAUGGAUAGGGCAGUGCAACACCUGUUAGACAUCAGAGCUAUCCAGAGGGUUCCAGCGUAUCAGAUAGGGCAUGGAUUUUACUCUCUCUUAUUUGUCAUUCCCAAGGCCUCAGGUGGGUGGCGACCUAUUCUUGCCCUCAAAAGGCUGAACCGAUAUAUUGUGUAUAAAUGGUUCAAAAUGCAGUCUCUUCAAUCUAUUCUUGCUGGCAUCAGGAAAGAUGACUUCCUUACUUUUAUUGUCCUUACUGAGGCAUACCUGCACAUUCUGAUCCGUUAUCAGCAUCAGGAGUUCCUUAGAUUUUGUUAUCUGGGUGCCCAUUUUCAUUAUAGAACAUUAUCUUUUGGGCUUUCCUCAGUGCCCUGCACAUUUACUAAGAUAUUAGCGGCCUUGGUGGACCAUCUCAUGGCCAUUUCUAUCUCUGUCCAAUGUUACUUUGAUUAUAUACUCAUUCAAUCCUUUUCUAGUCAACACUCUAUAGAAGAUCUUCAAGUAAUGAUUCAGUCUCUAAAACACCACGGCUUCUCCAUUAAUAUGGAGAAAAGCCACUUAACUCCUUUGACCCGCCUGCUCCAUCUUGGGGUGGUGACAGACUCUGUCGAAGGCAAAGUGUAUUUGUCUCAGGAGAGACAGGACAGCCUUAAGCCUUGGUGGGUAGGGUUCAAUUAAAACACAGAGUAACCUUGAAACUGUUGUCCCAGCUCCUGGGAUAAAUGAUUUCUGCCAUUCACAUCACCCGUGGGCCUGCUUUCACACUAGAGACCUUCAAUGGUUUUACCUUUCCAGAAGACGGGCAGAGGCAGUUCGCCAGCCAAGGUCCUGGUUCCAGUCAAUGUCAUCAAAUCCCUAACUGGUGGAAAACUCCGGCCAUCUCCAUGGGGCGGCUUUCCCACGAGCCCCAGUGGCUGGUGCUGACAAUGGACACCAGCCUCUUUGGCUGGGGGGGGGGCGCAUCUCCUGUCGCAGGUGGCCCAGGGCAGGUGGUCGCCCCGUGAUCUCCAACACAUCAAUUGGUUGGAGCUGCGGGCAGUCUCCCUGGCCCUCAUUCAAUUUCAGCGGUCGGUCACAGGCAGACACAAGUUGCUGUUGACCGACAAUGUGGCCGCAAAGGUGCACAUAAACUGCCAGGGGGGCACCAGGUCCACAGCCCUGAUGUUAAAAUCCAGGAGAUUGGGUCUAUAGGCGGAGAGUCACCUGGGGUGUCCAACGUGCAGGCGGACUGGCUCAGCCAGACAGCCAUUGACCACACAGAGUGGUUCCUGCAUCCAUCCCUCUUCUGGGACCUGGUGAACCAAUUCGGCAUUGCAGAGAUGGACUUGUUUGCCACCCCAGAGAAUACAUAGCUCCCAUGAUUUUACACCAGAUUUCCUGCACCAAGGACAGAGAGCAUAGACGCUCUCCACAGCUCAUGGCCACCGGGGCUCCUUUACGCAUUCCCCCCUCUUUCCCUCAGAGUGAUGCGGAAGAUCCUGGAAGAGAGGGCGGAGGUCCUGCUCCUGGCUCCUUAUUGGCCCAGGAUGCUGUGGUUCUCCGACCUCAAGACCCUGUUGGUGGCCCCGCCCUGGAGGAUCCCUUAGGGCAUGGCGUCGCUCAGUCAGGGGGCGUUAGUCCACCCAGAUCCUCAGUGGCUCCAACUCACCGCCCGGCACUUGAGCAGUGCAGUCUGAAUGGGGACAACUUCUCCAGGGUCAUCAGGACCAUUCAAGUUUCUCGGAGGCCUUCUACUGAACGUAUUUAUUCUGCUACUUGGCAGGCCUUUUGUGUUUAAUGUGGACAUGCAGGAAUAUCUCCCCUCAAGGUUUCCAUAGCCCAACUUUUGGAAUUUCUCCAGGACGGACUAGACUCUGGGCUCUCACCUAACACCUUGUGGAGGCAGGUGGCGACCCUUUCAUCAGUGCUGUUUUGUGGAUCCCUUGAUUCCCUGUCUCAACACCCCACCAUAAGGAGAUUUCUCUGGGGGCAACUAAUUUAUGUCUGCCCGUGGUACACAGGUACCCUACAUGGGACCUGUCAAUUGUACUAUGGUCCUUCAUGGGGCCCCAUAUGAACCCUUGUAGGUCACCAGUCUCCAUCUCUUGUCCUGCAAGGUCACCUUUUUAGUGGCAAUUACUUUCGCCAGGUGAAUUUCCAAGAUUGUGGUGCUCUGUGAGGAGCGAUCUCUGCAUCUUUCACGCUGAUCGGGUGGUUCUCCAGCUAGAUUCUUCCUACCUAAGAUAAACACUCCCUUUCAUAGAAUGCAAGAGCUAAUCUUACCCAAUUUCUGCCCUGACCCUGCCCACCCUUUAGAAUGCCAGUGGCAUACCUUGCACAUCUGGAGAGCCCUUCAUAUUUGUCUCAAAUGGACGGCUGAGUUCCAUAAAAUGGAAUCGUUUGUUUCCUUUUUACCAGCUUCAUUAGGUUGCAGGGUCAUGCCUUUUACAAUCGGAAGAUGGAUUUGGCAGACUAUUGCCAAGGCAUACAAACUGCAUUCCCUUCCAAAGACCACAUGUGUGACGGCGAAUUCGAUUCGGACCACAGCCAUGUCAGCGGUAUUGGCCACUCAGGCGUCACUGACAGAAAUCUGCAGGGCAGCCACUUGGACUUCUCCCUCACCAUUUAUCAAAUAUUACAAAUUGGAUAAGUUUGCCUUUGCUGAGGCGGCAUUUGGCUGCAGAGGUUUGCAAUAAGUUCAUCAGACCGGGGAGGUUUCUGACCAGACUGGGGUCCGCCCGUGAUUCAGGGACAGUCGGCUUUGGUAUGUCCCAUUCCUGUCUGCUGUCUCCACUGUUAUGGAGAAGGGGCGUUGGUCUUACCUGAGAUGAACCUUCUCGUUGGGUGGAGACAGCAGCCAGUCCCACCCUUUAUUCAGUCUGGUCUUUUCUUGCUUUUUAACUUAUUUUUCUUUC